UAUUUCUCUCUCGCAAUCCCUUGGCGACUUCGUUCGCAGCCACGCACGCAACCCUAAUAAACCCUACCUCUCCUCGACCGCCGCCGCCACUCCACCCCCGAGCCCUCCAGAUCCUCGCCCCCGCCAGCGCUCCCCGCCGCCCGUCUCCGGCGAUCUACAGGAGUAGAUCGCCCCCGGAGGCCUCCCCGAUUCAACCAUGUCGACAUUUGCGAAGCCUGAGAACGCCCUCAAGAGAGCCGAGGAGCUGAUACAUGUUGGGCAAAAGCAGGCGGCGUUGCAAGCGCUGCAUGAUCUCAUUACAUCAAAAAGAUACAGGUCAUGGCAAAAGCCUCUCGAAAAGAUCAUGAUGAAGUAUGUAGAACUGUGCGUAGAUCUAAGGAAAGGCAGAUUUGCCAAAGAUGGCCUUAUUCAGUACAGAAUUGUCUGCCAGCAAGUCAACGUGUCCUCUUUGGAGGAGGUCAUAAAACAUUUUAUGCAGCUGUCCAAUGAGAAAGCUGAGGAAGCUAAGAGUCAGUCAAAAGCAUUAGAAGAGGCCCUGGAUGUCGAAGAUCUGGAAGCGGACAAGCGUCCUGAGGACUUGAUGCUCAGCUAUGUUAGCGGGGAGAAAGGGAAGGACCGAUCAGACAGAGAAUUUGUCACUCCAUGGUUCAAGUUCCUGUGGGAAACUUACAGGACAGUGCUUGAGAUACUGAGAAAUAACUCAAAGCUUGAAGCUCUAUAUGCUAUGACUGCGCACAAGGCUUUUCAAUUCUGUAAGCAGUAUAAAAGAUCCACAGAAUUCCGUAGGUUGUGUGAGAUUAUCAGAAACCAUCUUGCAAAUUUGAACAAGUACCGUGACCAGCGAGAUCGUCCUGAUCUGACUGCCCCUGAAAGCUGUCAGCUGUACCUUGAUACUAGGGUUGAACAACUGAAAAUUGCGACAGAACUUUCCCUAUGGCAGGAAGCCUUUCGAUCUGUAGAGGAUAUCCAUGGCUUGAUGAGCAUGGUCAAGAGGACGCCAAAACCAUCUGUUCUGGUUGUAUAUUAUGCCAAACUAACUGAAAUAUUCUGGAUAUCUGAAAGUCACUUGUAUCAUGCAUAUGCGUGGCUUAAGCUUUUCAAUUUGCAGAAGAGCUACAAUAAGAACAUAACUCAGAAGGAUUUACAGUUAAUAGCAUCUACAGUUUUGCUUGCUGCACUUUCUGUGACACCAUAUGACCAUAAAUAUGGUGCAUCUCAUCUUGAGCUUGAAAAUGAAAAAGAGCGUAGUUCGCGCAUGGCUAACCUUGUCAAUUUCUCACUGGACUCCAAGCGUGAGAAUAGAGAAACGGCUUCAAGGGCAUCUCUUCUUUCUGAGUUGGCUGCCAAGGGGGUGAUAGCUUGUGCUUCCCAAGAAGUGAAAGAUUUAUACAACAUUCUGGAGCAUGAGUUCCUUCCUCUGGAUCUAGCAUCGAAAGUAGAGCCACUGCUUGAGAAGAUAUAUACGGUUACAGGAAAGCUUUCAGCUGCCUCUACAGUUCCGGAGAUUAAGUUAUUGCAGUACAAAUCUGCAUUGGAGAAGCUUACGACGUUGAGGGUGCUGCAGCAGGCCUCUCGGAUUUUCCAGUCCAUGAAAAUUGAUAUGCUCGCAAGUAUGAUCCCAUUCUUUAAAUUUGAUGUUGUGGAGAAGAUCUCUGUUGAUGCUGUUAAACACAAUUUCGUUGCCAUGAAAGUGAAUCAUUUGUCUGGAGCUGUUCAUUUUGGCAACAUGGACAUAGAAUCUGAUGGGCUUAAUACUCACCUUAGUGUCCUGGCUGAUUCUUUAAGCAAAGCAAGGAGUCUCAUCCAUCCACCUAGGCAUAAGCCAUCCAAACUUGGUGAAAGUUUGAUUAGUCUCGCUGGAGUGGUGGAGAAAGAGCAUAAAAGGCUUCUUGCGAGGAAAUCAAUUAUUGAAAAACGCAAAGAAGACCAUGAGCGCCAAAUACUGGAAAAGGAAAAGGAGGAGGAGACAAAGAGGCUGAGUAUUCAGAAGAAAUCUGCAGACGAAGAAAGGGACAGGCUCUUGAAGGAACAAAGACUUAGGGAGCAGACUAGGAUCCGUAAAGAAAUAGAGGAAAAAGAGAUGAGGGAAGCACAGUCAAUGCUAGAUGAAGUUAAGCCAAGGAAGAAAGGAAAGAAACCUGUCAUUGAGGGGGAGCUUACAAAACAAAGCAUCAUGGAAAUGGCAUUGACUGAGCAGUUGAAGGUGCGCCAGGAGAUGGAAAAAAAGCUGCAGAAGCUUGCAAAAACAAUGGAUUACUUGGAGCGGGCAAAACGGCAGGAGGAAGCACCACUGAUUGAGGAAGCUUUCCAAAAGCGCCUCGAGGAAGAGAAGAUUCUUCAUGAGCAAGAACAACUGAGAGAAAUUGAGCUCAGCAAGCAACACCAUGCGGGUGAUCUACAGGAGAAAAAUAGACUUUCUCGGUUGUUGGAGCAUAAGAAUGCUUUCCAGGAAAAAAUUGUCCAGCACCGUGAAGCUGAGUUUAGUAGCCUAAGGAAAGAGAGGGAUGAAAGGAUUAAUCAGUUGAUAUCAUCAAGGAAGCGUGAAAGGGAAACUGUGCGGAAAUUGAUGUAUUAUCUGAACCUGGAGGAACAGCGGAUCCAGAGGCUGCGUGAGGAAGAGGAGGCUAGAAGACGUGAAGAGGAAGAGAAGAGGAAGAGGGAGGAAGUCGAGAGGAAAGCCAAGCUCGAUGCUAUUGCAGCUAAGCAGAGGGAGAGGGAGAGGGAGUUGGAAGAGAAGGAAAGACAGAGAAAGGAGGCUCUCUUAAGAGGGGCAGAGACCCCGCGCAGUCCUGAUGCUGCACCUGCAGCUGUUGCACCGCCAGCUCGUGAACCACCAGCUGCAGCUCCAGCCGCUGCAGCAGCAGCUGCUGCUCCUGCUCCUAGUAAGUAUGUCCCCAAGUUCAAACGUGGUGACAGCAGCAGCCAGAGGCCAGCAGUUGCACCUGAACAAGACAGGUGGGGUUCUCGUGAUGACCGUCCCCGUCCGGAUGUGCGUCCACUCCGCCAAGAUGCUCCUCCUGCACGCCAAGAAGCACCCUCUGCCCGUCAGCAGGAUGGUGCUCCAGCUACUACUGACCGCUGGCGUCCUGGAUCUAGGACCUCGACAAAUUCUUCAUCCUCUUCAUCCACCUGGGGGAGGCGCUCUUGAGGGGAACUUUGAGCUGCCUGUCCUGAGAUGUGCCCUGCCAGGUUGUUGAGAUUUUUGCCAUCCUUUGAGGCCGUACACAAUGUCUGCCUGUGAUAAUGUUUAGUAUGGUUGCUUGAAUUUGUCUGUUGCGCACAUGUUCCUAAAAUUUUGAAGCAAUGACUUCUAGGUCCAGUGGUACCUUUUUGAAGUUAUGUUUGAUAUUUCGAGGCACUGCUCCAUACUUGUCAUGUUGCUAUUUGUUAUGUUACUUAAAACUAUGCUACUGCUAGUAUUACCUGACGUAUCUUGCAUGCA
Molecule: messenger RNA, 3442 nt
Organism: Brachypodium distachyon (stiff brome)
Lineage: Eukaryota; Viridiplantae; Streptophyta; Magnoliopsida; Poales; Poaceae
Product: eukaryotic translation initiation factor 3 subunit A
Exons: 14
Coding region: 197-3148 (983 amino acids)
Biological process (GO): translation reinitiation; formation of cytoplasmic translation initiation complex
Cellular component (GO): multi-eIF complex; eukaryotic translation initiation factor 3 complex, eIF3e; eukaryotic translation initiation factor 3 complex, eIF3m
Molecular function (GO): mRNA binding; translation initiation factor activity
Source: RefSeq, a predicted model, not a curated record